Messenger RNA from Dreissena polymorpha, 2066 nucleotides. Its product is annotated as trichohyalin-like. Bases 1 to 1932 code for a protein of 643 amino acids. NCBI's taxonomy places the organism in Eukaryota, Metazoa, Mollusca, Bivalvia, Myida, Dreissenidae. The record is from RefSeq and is a predicted model, not a curated record. The transcript has a single exon.
AUGAGUUUCUUCAAGUCAAGUAAGAAAUUAAAACAAAAGGAAGAAAUCGAUGCACUGAUACUGGAAAAAGAUGACUUGAGAAAGAGCGAAGAGAAGUCAAAGCAACUGGCGAAAGAAGCAGAGGGUAAAGCCGUGACAUUAGAGCAGACUAUAAAGGAACUUAAAGCUGAAAAUGAAAAUUUGAAAAGCAAACUUCACACAGAAGAACCUUACGAAAAAAUAUUUAACGAGCGACAGGCCUUGAAAGACGAAAAUAAUGAUAAGUCGCUCAAAAUAGAGGAACUAGAAAAGGAUCACCAGAAAUUUGACCAAGAAAUAACAACAUACAGAAAAGAAAUGGCUGAAUUACAAAAAGAGCUUGAGCGAAAGAAACAGGAACAUGAUAGUUUAAUGACAGAGAUUGAAACAGAGAAAACGAAAAUUAAAGAACUAGCAGAAGAAAAAGAGGAGCUUAUUAAUCGAAUAGAGGAGCUCGAAAAACGAAACAUUGGAUUUGAAGACGAAUUCUCCGUUUUAAAAGAUGAAUUUAAAACCUUGAAAGCCGAGAGGGAUGAAAUUUCACAACAAAUUACUGACGCCAAACAGAAAGAAAGCAAACAAAAUAUGAUGUAUAUUGAAGAACUGAGAAAAGAGCUGGCCGAGAAUAAAACACGCAUUGAAACACUUUUAUUGGAAAGUGAAGCUCUUAAAUCGGAAAAUGAAUCGUUAUUUCGGGCUAAUGAUUCCAAAAAGGAGGAAAUGAUGGAGAUUCAAAAAGAAGUUGGCGGAAUCAAAACUGAAUUGCAAUUAGAAAAGCUCAGAUAUCAAAAACUUAAAAAAGAGUGGGAUGAAGAAAAAAAGAAAACCGAAUUCGUGCUUGUUAGCAAACGUAAGAGUAAACACAAAAACGCAAUGGAAUCGUUCAAAGAAGAAAAUGACUCAGAAGAGGAGCACGUUUUGAAUGUGGUUGAAGCUGCGAAAAUUGAGCGAGAAACAUUGAAAACCAGAGAACUGGAAUUAAAGCGAAGAGUAAGUCAAUUAGAGACUGACAAACAAGAAUUGUUUCGCUCCGGUACGAAUUUGUUUGCUGAAAAUAAAACACUGAAAGCAAAAUAUGACACCGUUGUUGGGGAAAGAACAACAUUGCUUCAAGUUGAGGCAGCACUAAAGCGAAGGGUGCGUUCUCAAGAAGAAGAAAUAAAAGAUCUAAAGAAAACUGUUGAUGACUUGUAUUAUCAAAAUAUGUCAAUAAGAACGAAUGACGAAACAGAACAUAAACAAAAAGCCUAUGUUGUCGUCAUGGGGAAUGAAAUGAUAAAACAACUUGAGCGAGAGAAGAGUGCUUUGCACAGGCGUGUAAAAUACCUAGAAAGAGAGAACAACGAAAUAGAAUCAAGAGUAAUUGAACUUGAACGCAGAUCAAAAGAACUAAAUGAUUAUACUUCGAUGCAUGAUGUGAAAAAAUCAUCAUAUACAGCUCCACUCACUAGGCGCGAUAGUUUCAGACAUGGAGACAGAGAUCAAGGAAAUGUUUCUUACAGAGACAGGGAAACACAAUCGGGAAGAAAUAGGGAACUGCAAACGAAUCGCGAGGAUCGUCAUUCUGGCAGGGAUCAAGAACGACUAACAGAUCGAGAACUGGAUCGUCGUAUCAAAAGGUUGAUUGAUGACAGACCGCCUUCUGGUAAAGUUUAUCAUGAAUACAGGGAAAGAAGCAGACCCACAACUCUAUUACCGAGCAAAAGUCCAGAUUACUACAAAAGCAACGUGCCGCCGUUUAACUACGCAAGUUCAAGACAGCCUAGCAUGGGAAUUGGAAGUGUCAGGUCACAACACAGUCAUGGUUCCCAUGUAUCUCUGCCUCACAUUGGAAGUGGAAGCAAGCUCCCGUCUCCAAGAACGCCAAGAGGCAAUGACUCACGCGCUGACUCGCCGCCUCUAGUAAAAAAAUAGAUAUUGUAUGAAUAAGGUCUGUAAAACCUUAAAAUGCUUUGUUAUUUGUGCAGAUAUUAAAAGUAUUUAUUAUUCAUUUUUAAUUGUUCCAGUGACUAUGUUUAACCGCAUACAGUUUGUUCAGCUUUUGUCAC